UUAGAAACGACUCGAACCGUAUAUAGUUGGAAUUCGGUUGCAACACACUAACACUAUACAUUUAUAUCAUAUUGAACCCAAUCACACCCGGUUCAAACCGCCCAAACCCAAAUUGUCUAACCUUUAUCAACCAGUGGUACAAUGUAAGCUAUAAUUAUGAAGGCUUUGGAUUGGGUUGGACCCAAUCGGGUGGAGGCCCAAAGAAAUAUAAAUCACCACGUAACGUAACCAGAAUGCAUGGCGGUGUCGUAGUAGGGUUUUUAAUUUUAUAGCCUUCAAAACCCUAGUAAUUGUUUCCAUGGACAAACUCCCUGAGUCUCUGCUUCUUGAAAUUCUGAGUCGACUCGACCACUCAGCCGACGUUGCUCGUUGCCGAUUCGCUUCCAAGGCUUUCAAUACUGUUUUUCCAGACCUUCGAUCAAUUAAUCUUCAAUGUUCCUCGAGGAAAUUCUCCAGUUCUUCGAAGAAGGUUUUCUUGGAUCUUAUUUCGAAACAAAGAAUCGUUGAAUCGGUGUCUAUCCGCCUUCACGAGACCGUUAAUGAGGACUUUGCAAAAGAGUGGCUGCCUAGGGUUUCCCAAUCCUUGAAAUCGCUUUCAUUAUCUGGUUGUUGGUACCGUUUUGCACCUCCAUUGGCGCUGAUUUCUGCGUGUUGUCAUAAUCUUACUAGGUUAAAUCUAAGUUUUGCAUGGCUGUCUAUGGAUUACUUGAAUCCAAAUCCAAUGCCAAAUCUCACAAGUUUGACAGUUGAACAUACAUUAUUAGAAGACGAAGACCUAAACCAGUUGAAUAAGUGUUUCCCUAAUCUUCAAGUUCUUAACUUGGUAGGGGUAGGGCUUAAAGAUCCAAAGAUCCACCUUCUCAAACUCCAAACCUGCCAUUUAGAAAUUGUUACUGAUCCAUCGUCUUUAUCCCUAAUCACCCCCAACCUCAUCAAACUAACAAUUAAAUGUCGUCCCUAUCUCGCUGCAAUUCAUGUUGAUGCUCCCAUGCUAUCUCACUUUCAUCUUAGCCUUGAUAUCCCUAAACAUGUAACCACAUUAACCGCCAAGUUUGAGACUUUGAAAACACUUUGGCUGGACUCUUUUUAUAUUGGAUCAUUACUUUCAGAAUUCCCGAUCACAAAAACAGUUCAGAAUCUGACUCUAGAUUCGGGAAAGAAUGCACCAACUAACGCAGGAGAUUCAAAACUGACCUUAAGGAAGGUAUUCACAGUUUUCCCGAACUUGAGUUCUCUAUGUGUCAAAUCAAGUGCUUGGUCGGAAUUAGAAGCUUUUUUGAAUCCAGAAGGUUGGGAGAUUUUGGAUGGGAGGAUAGAAUUGAAAACAAUUUGUGCAUAUCUGAAGUUAGUUGACCCGUCCUUGACUUUCUCAUAUGUUGCGUGUGUGUUGGACCAAUGCGUAGGCUUGUCACUGGUCUCGUUGCUCAUCCAUGCUGAUGUUGUUGAUACUGAAUCUAAAAGUUUCAUGUCUAAGUGCAUGGUUCGUUGGCCAGGGUUGAAGUGGCGAUGGGGGGUAUGGUAGAUACCGAAGAUUCCUGGAUAACCAAUGUUAUAUAUAUCUAACUAAACACCUCAAAUCAAAGCUCCACCUGUGAUGAGGAAAGAUAAAUCUUAUGCCAUUUGUAAUCGUUUAUAUUGAUGCAUGCUUUUAACAUUUUUUAGUUUAUGUUAUAGGCUAGUAUCAGGUCCGGUGACUUCCCCCGGUGGAAAUUUUGAAGCUUCGCCACUGAUAAAGAUUCAAAUUUUUAUGCA
Molecule: messenger RNA, 1752 nt
Organism: Helianthus annuus (common sunflower)
Lineage: Eukaryota; Viridiplantae; Streptophyta; Magnoliopsida; Asterales; Asteraceae
Product: F-box/LRR-repeat protein At4g29420
Exons: 2
Coding region: 299-1522 (407 amino acids)
Molecular function (GO): protein binding
Source: RefSeq, a predicted model, not a curated record